UCUUCAUAUGGGAAAGAAAGGAAGUGGUUCAUGGUUAACAGCAGUCAAGAGGGCUUUCAGGUAUCCAACCAAGGAUGCUACCAAAAUACAAGAUGAAAAUAUAGAUCAGGAUGAUGAAAUGAGGAAGAGGGAGAAGAGAAGAUGGUUGUUUAGAAGAUCAUCUAAUAAUACUGUUGUACAACAUCAAAGUCAAGUGAAGGAUAAUGAUAAUAAAGCAUCAACUAAUGAUGUUCCCCAACAACCUAAACAUAUCAUCGACUUGGCUACCACAGAUGAAGAAAAGCAUGCCAUUUUAAUGGCAGCAGCCACCAUAAAAGCCGCAGAAGCUGCGGCUACAACCGCCCAUGCAGCUGCGGAGAUUAUUCGCCUCACCACCAGGCCUUCUUCCAUUUCUGUCAAGCACCAUUUUGCUGCCAUUCUCAUUCAGACAUCUUUCCGUGGCUACCUGGCAAGAAGUGCAUUACGAGCACUGAAGGGGAUAGUGAUGCUUCAAGCAGUUAUUCGAGGUCAGAAUGUGAGGAAGCAAGCAACCAUUACUUUAAAAUGCAUGCAAGCACUUCUCCGAGUGCAAUCUCGCCUACAAGAUCAAAGAUCCAGGCUCUCACAUGAUGGUGGUAGAAAGUCUAUGAUAGCUGAAACUGCAAAUUUCUGGGAGUCAAAAUACCUUCAGGACAUAAGACAGAGGAAGUCCAUGUCCAGAGAUGGAAGUUGCUUCCCAGAUGAUUGGAGUGACAGACCACACACUCUUGAAGAGCUUGACGCUAUAUUGCAGAGCAGAAAGGAUCGUGAAACGUCUCUUGCUACUGCCUUCUCCCAACAGAAACCCAACAGAAAUCCGUCUAAUAUGGAUGAGGAGCUUGAAGAAAGUGCUAGUUGGUUAGAUCGAUGGAUAGAAGCAAAGCAAUGGGAAAACCAGAGAAGCAGCAGAGCUUCCUUUGAUAGAAGGGACUCCAUAAAAACUGUUGAAAUUGAUAAUUCACGACCCAAUUCUCGUUCAGGUACCAGCAUGCACAAACUGCCACACCACACUUCACAUUACAUCCCCAACUCACCCAGUCGAAGAUCAAGCUACAGUCCUUCCAAUGGUCAACAACCCAUCACCCCAUCUCCAAUCAAGACAAGACCACUACAGAUACGGUCGGCAAGUCCACGCUGUUUAAAAGAGGAGAGAAGCUACGUGAACACAAACAUACAAAGCCUACGGUCAACCCCACGUGUCAUGGGGAGCAUGUGUCGCUAUAGCACUUGUGCAAACGAUACAGCAAUACCCAACUACAUGGCUGCAACAGAGUCUGCUAAAGCAAAAACACGGUCACAGAGCACACCUAGGCAGAGACCCUCCACACCAGAGAGGGAACGAGUGGGAUCUGCAAAGAAAAGACUAGCAUACCCCAUCCCAGAUCCGUGUGACGAUUACAAGGCUCAUUAUUAUGAUUAUGGCCACAACCUGAGGAGUCCGAGUUUCAAGAGUGUCCAAGUAGGUCAUGUUGGUAUGGGACAGCAGUGGUAUUAUGCAGAGAGCACCGCUGGAGAAAUUUCCCCCUGUUCUACUACGGAUUUAAGAAGGUGGCUAAGGUGAACUAACCUGAUGGCCAUCAGGGAGAAUUGCAGUAAU
Molecule: messenger RNA, 1615 nt
Organism: Cynara cardunculus var. scolymus (artichoke)
Lineage: Eukaryota; Viridiplantae; Streptophyta; Magnoliopsida; Asterales; Asteraceae
Product: protein IQ-DOMAIN 1-like
Exons: 5
Coding region: 8-1579 (523 amino acids)
Molecular function (GO): protein binding
Source: RefSeq, a predicted model, not a curated record